AUGCCACCUGCUAUCGACCAAUGUACUUUUUUUCUGGUUUUGCUUCUGGUUGGUGUUUCAAGAGGUAUUGAAUACUCAAGAAUUAAAGUCAAUCAUAAUAUUGAAAUUACUGGACAAGACAAGAAUAGAAUAGUAUCUGAGAAUAUUACCAUGCUCAUUGAAAGUCAUGCAAGAAUAACUAAACAUUACCAUCUGCCAUUGGAUCAGGUAUCAAAGGUUUUUGAAAUUGUUAACAAAUUCGGCUUGAGUGCCAAAGUGGUUGGAAAUGGUCAGCUAGUGGGUGGAGUGAAAAAGAAUGGCUUCCUUUUAAGUGAAACUGGCGGUAUAACCAUUUUACCGGGACCAGUUGAAGUAAAUGAAUGUCUCUUCAAUUUAUCCUACUGCACUGAGGAAUCUUUGCUCAUGGAACAAAGAUAUCCAGCAAUAAAUAUUCUACAACACACUACUGCAGUCAUACCGACUAACAAAGAAAAGAGGUUUUUAUGUAAGAAUGUACAUAAAAAUUCAAGCGAAAAUGCAAAAAAUUAA
Molecule: messenger RNA, 528 nt
Organism: Helobdella robusta
Lineage: Eukaryota; Metazoa; Annelida; Clitellata; Rhynchobdellida; Glossiphoniidae
Exons: 4
Coding region: 1-528 (175 amino acids)
Source: RefSeq, a predicted model, not a curated record